CUCUUGGUGCUAGCCUGCCAAAACUUUCAUCACUGUGUAUAAUGCGAAUAUUUUUCUAAAACUCGGAUAUCUGUUGUUAAACGAAGCAACGAUAAAGUGGUUGUUCUACUCUAGUUAAUUGAAUAAAGCUUCGUUCUUUUUGCAAAAACUGAUGCGGAGAUUCAUCUGCAAUCAUCUGAGCUGUUCAAAUUCAAAAAUAUCACGCUAAUACUUCAACUGGGCGGAGCCUGUAUACAGUGACUUAGAAUGUGACGCGAUUAAUUAUUUGACACUUGAUCGAAAUAUAGUGCAAAUUGCAAAGUAUGAAUCUCAUAAAUCCAACUGUGUGUAUUUUAGUGCUGUAUCUACUCGUCGAUACUGAAGCUUCUGAUCAACAUAAAAUGCAAGUAGAUAAAAAACCAUCAACCACUUUAAAAAAUGUGAUUCCAUCGUGUCACGAUUUUACUAGUUCGUUAUACAAGACUUUAUCGGAAAGCAGUAACGACAAUAUCUUGAUUUCUCCUGUGAACGUGUACGUAUUAUUAUCCUUACUUACUCACGGCACUGCAGGUUCCACUUUGGAUGAACUGAGAUCCAUUCUUUAUCACGAUGAUAUAGUUUCACUGAGUGAAGAAUUUCAAUCUUUGAUAGCUCUAUUAAAAGAUAUUGAAAAAGUUGAUUUGUAUACAAAAAGUGCGAUAUUUGCACAGUAUGGAUAUCCGUUUUUAAAUAAGUUUGAGUCAACAAGCACAGAUAUCUUUGAUUUCUUCAUAACGAUGAUAGAUUUUAGCAAUGCGGUCAAAGCUGUAGAAGAUAUUAAUACAUGGAUUAAACGAUCAACAUAUAACAAACUAUCGAAUAUAAUAACUCCGGAUACUAUUGAGGAAGAAACAAGAAUGAUGUUUGUUAAUACUAUUUAUUUUAACGGCAAGUGGCUUGCUAAGUUUGAUGAAAAGAAUACACAAAUGCUUGCUUUUCAUGUUUCUAAAACAGAGAUAAAUCUUGUCCCAACAAUGGUUAAGAAAACAAAAUUUAAUUGCGGUGAAAUACCAGAGUGGAAAGCAAGUUUUAUUGAAAUACCAUACAUGAAUUCAGACUUCGUAAUGGUGAUAUUGUUGCCAUACGAAGAAGUGAACUUGCAGACUGUGGAAAAUAAUUUCAACUGGAAAAUAUUGGCAAACGCACCCAGAUCUGUUGAGGAAAUAGAAUUGUAUCUACCUAAAUUCAAUAUUGAUUUUACUAUGGACUUGAAAGAUAUUUUAAAAAAGAUGGGAGUGAUCACGAUGUUUUCGAAAGAUGCAAAUUUUACAACUAUGUCAUCUCAACCUAUAUAUCUAAGCCAUGUGAUACAAAAAGGUUUUCUAAAAGUUGAUGAAGAAAGUACAGAGGCUGCUGCUGCAACAGUUGCACAAGGAAGAUCAAUUAGAUCGGCACCGAGGAUAUUUGCGGUUGAACGUCCAUUUUUAUUUGCGAUUGAAUAUAAGCCAUACAAGAUACCUCUACUUUUGGGAAGUGUGCGGAAAUUAGAUUAUCAACCAUUAAAAGAUGAAUUGUAAAUUUUUUGUAAUAAAACCUGUUUAUAUUUUUAUAAAUUUUAUAUAACAAG
This is a messenger RNA of Pseudomyrmex gracilis, 1585 nucleotides long. RefSeq names its product antichymotrypsin-2-like. Gene Ontology annotation, molecular function: serine-type endopeptidase inhibitor activity. The transcript is spliced from 8 exons. The record is from RefSeq and is a predicted model, not a curated record. NCBI's taxonomy places the organism in Eukaryota, Metazoa, Arthropoda, Insecta, Hymenoptera, Formicidae. Bases 303 to 1535 code for a protein of 410 amino acids.